Molecule: messenger RNA, 6639 nt
Organism: Zootoca vivipara (common lizard)
Lineage: Eukaryota; Metazoa; Chordata; Lepidosauria; Squamata; Lacertidae
Gene: PGAM5
Product: PGAM family member 5, mitochondrial serine/threonine protein phosphatase
Biological process (GO): positive regulation of mitochondrial fission; peptidyl-threonine dephosphorylation
Cellular component (GO): mitochondrion
Molecular function (GO): protein serine/threonine phosphatase activity
Source: RefSeq, a predicted model, not a curated record
CCGCCUCGGCAGGGCGGCGCUGUGAAGGGGGCGUGUGACGCCAGCUGCCGGCUGCUGCCUUUUCCUCCUGCUCCUUCCUCUCCUUCAGUCCGCCUUUCCUUCUCCGCUUAUUUAGGCUCGGUCGCCGCUUUUCCGCGCCGCUUCCUCGCGCGCUUUCUUCUUCGUCGCCGCCUCCCUCCCUCCUUCCUUCCUCCCUUCAUUCCUUCCAUGGCAUUCAGGCGGGUUGUUGCGGUGGCCGCGGCCGCCGCUUGCGGUUUGGCGGGAGGCUCUGUCUUCUUCUCUGCGGUGCCUCUCGGGAAGCAGCAGCAGCAGCAGGUGGUGGGUAAAAGCUCCGGCGACGCCCCGGUUCCCCUACCUCCGUCCGCGGCUCCUCCUCCGGGGCUGCUGCUUCUGUCUUCGCCGGCCAACGCAGCCUCCUGCCCCGCCACGGCACCUGGCUGGCUGGAGAAGCCCAACUGCGGCUAUUGGGAUGACAACUGGGACAGGAGAGAACCACUGGCUCUUAUGAACCUGAAAAAGAAAAAUGAAGAGACUGGGGAAGAGGAGGACUCAUCUCAUCUAGCCCACUACAAAGCAAAAGCUACCAGACACAUAUUCCUCAUACGCCAUUCUCAGUACAACACAGAUGGCAACAGUGAUAAAGAGAGAAUUCUGACCAAGCUUGGUCGGGAACAAGCUGAGUUGACAGGGCAAAGGCUUGCAAGCUUGGGACUGAAAUUUGAUAAAAUUGUCCAUUCUUCUAUGACCAGAGCAACUGAAACAACCAACAUCAUCAGCAAGCAUCUUCCUGGGGUGAAGAAAUCGAGCACUGACCUUCUGCGUGAAGGAGCUCCAAUUGAACCAAAUCCUCCUAGUUCCCACUGGAAGCCAGAAGCUGUGCAGUAUUACGAAGAUGGGGCUCGGAUUGAAGCUGCCUUCCGAAACUACAUUCAUAGGGCUGAUGUAAAGCAGGAAGAGGAUAGCUAUGAAAUCUAUGUCUGUCAUGCUAAUGUCAUUCGUUACAUAGUUUGCAGAGCUUUACAAUUUCCUCCCGAAGGUUGGCUUCGGAUAUCCCUCAACAAUGGCAGCAUCACCCACUUGGUCAUCCGCCCUAGUGGCAAAGUGGCGCUUCGAUUGCUCGGUGACACAGGCUUUAUGCCUCCUGAGAAAAUCACACGCACCUGAGUGGGCCUUUGCUGGUGCCGCUGUGGUGUACAAGGUUAUGGCUUGGUAGGAAAUUGCGUUUCACAGUGUACUCGGUGAAUGCCUACUCUUUCCCCCACUUCAUUUAUCUGUAAAUAGAAGGGCUGUUCAGCACUGCUGUGUUCAUGGUGCAUUUGGCACAUUCCAGAAAGUACUUCUGCAGUACAGUCUCCUGCACCAUUAAAAUGAAUGGAGACUUUACAGUUGUACUUAAUGAACCUAAAACCAGAGAAUCUACAUACUUAACUCAUGUGAGGGUGCCACUUCCCUGGCUGCAACAGGAAAGGUUCCCAGGCUACUUACCAAAGCAUAUUGCUGUGUGUAGAGAUGAUCCCCCCCCUCUCUUCCGUGGAAAGAGGAUAUAGAAAUACCACAGGAUUAGAAAGCAAUUCUUUUCUUUGGUAAUCGGCAAAAUUAUUUUUGCUAGAUCAGUAAGAGGGGGGUGGGGCAGAGCGGUUUCAGCAACUACAAUUGUGGCUGAGUUUUCAUAACUUAAUAAUUUAGCUCCCUGUGUUACUUUAGAGCAAAGGUUGGAAGCUGAAGAUGUUCCAAAGGCAUGUAUUAGAGGGAUGGUGCCAUACACACCAGUUGGUGGGAACGAAGGAGUAGAAUAUGAUGCUGCAAUGGCUGUUUGAAGAGCCUUUCUCACGAUGGUAUCCAAGGUGAAGAGAAACUAUCUAAAAGGAGACUGGACUUUAUUCUUUUCUUCUUGCCCUUCAAUAUCACAUGAUUGUUCUUAUAUGAAAAUGAGUUUUCCCGUUUGCUUUACAAAUGCCCCCCUCACACAAUUAGUGUAAAAGUCUAAAUUGAAUCACUCCCCAAGGCCUGGACUUAUUAGCAGUAGUUGUGGUUACAUGUAAUUUGUCAUUAUUCCCAUUGAGGCAAAGUACACCUGAGGACAUGGGUGCUAAACUAAAUUUAGAAGUGAGCCUCAUCUUUACCGCCCCCAAGAGCAUAGCCUGCACUAUUUCUUCAGCAUGCUUAGUUGUCUUAUAAUGUAUCAAAACUACUUUUUGAAAUGGAAUCUGCUGUUGGUGAAAUGCUACCUGGAAAAAGGUGGUGGUCUGUCUUUCAAUCAAUGCAAACAAAGUUAUCUUUGUAAAAUAUCUGCAAAUAUAGUUUUUUUAACUUUCACAAGGCUUCCUUGAAAUUAAGAGUUGCUAGCACCAGGUACAGGGCCCCCACUGUUCUUGUUUAUUUCUCCUGUUUUGUGUUGUAUGUAGGAAUGUGCAGACAAUACCAUCACUAAGGAACUAUAAUAAGCAGCAGUUAGCGUAAGCACUCUGCUGUAUCAGACCAAACCAGUCCAGCAUUUUCUCACAGCAGACAGACAUGAAGGCAAUGACACUCUUCCACUCAUAACAAGCAGCUGGCGGUAGCUACCUUCAAACGUGGUGGGUAUACGGGCAUUACGACUAGUAGUUGUUGAGAGUCCUAUCCUCUAUGAAUUGAGUGCAAGUUUAUUAUUUUUGAAGCCUGAUUCUACCAGGUUGCUGACGAUAUUGCUCAGGGGCUGGGGGGCGAGAAUGAAGUCCAAUAUGCAAAAGAAAAUAUUUGCAACACACAAGCACUAAAUAGAGGCAAGAGCUUUUUAAAUAAACAAAUUUAAUAAGAUUGUUAAAAAUUCACUUGAACACAUUGACAAAAAGGACUUGAAUGUGAAUUCUAAACAUUGAUAUGUUUCUAACACCAACCCUUUAGACACCCCCCCCCGGGCAAGUGUUACAAACUGAUGGGCUUGUGCUGCUGCAACACAGGGUUAUAUCCAGUGUGAGUCAUACUGAGAGUACACCCAUUGAAAUUAAUGAGCGUGACUAACUUGGGUCCUUUAAUUUCAUUGGGUCUGCUCCAAGUAUGACUUGGUCACUACAACCCCUACUCUUAAAUACAAAAAGGUAUGCAUAACAAGGAUAAAGCAAAGAAGUUACAACAAAACACUGUCAAUUUCUUAAAGUUGGUUCUCUUCUAAAACCAACAGUCUGAAGAUUCUAAGCAAGAAUGCUCUUUAUGCACCAUAGAGAGCUUCACGUAAGGGAACAGUGGCAUAUAUUCGCUUAAAGAUCAGUGAGUGUUGAGAGCUUAUUUUCAAUAUUGUGGAAGGCUUCGUACCUCAGUGUUUUUAGCAAGCUAUUUUAAGUUGGUUUAGAUUUCCUAGAUAACUAUAUACCAUGGUGAAAGAUUUAUAAAAGCUGACUUCUAAAUUAAGCACAUCUAAAUAUUCCACUACAAAAGUCAAGAAAUUACUUCUAUAGUCUCUUGUCAAAGUCAUAGAAACCUAUAUUAGAAGGCAGCUUCAAUAUGUAUAUCUGUUGAACAGCACUCUAAUUUAUUGGAAAAUUAUACAGAAAAGAAUAGUCAUGUAAGGGAAUUGAAGUGCACCCAAGAGAGGCUGUAUAUUUGCAUGCCCAUUUAAACAAUGGGAUUAUGAUAAAGACCCAGCCAAUCUGGAAAUAUUUAUUCUGUAAUUUACAUUUAGACCACCUACAUUAAAUAUACAAAAUAAUAAAUGGAUGGUUACAGCAUCUCUUCAAGUCUUUAAACUAUAAGGGAACAGCUUAAAAAAACCUCCAUCCAAAAGUGUUGGAAAGUUAAACAUGGUUACUGCUUACAUAAGAGAACAGCACUUAUUAAAAAGCAAGAUAAAAAUGUUACAAAAGGCACUAAUAAAACUGGAAGAAUCUUAAGUGCGGUUCUGGAGUUUUGUACCAAAACAUCAUACAAAAUGCUCACACUUGAUAUAAGGAAGCCACGAAAGCUCUAUGUGCAGUAGAGAUCUAGGCUACUAAAAAGGCUUGCAGUGAAUACAGAAGGUCUGAAGAAGUCAUUCCAAAAUGUCAAAACUUCAGCUGCCCGAAGGUUGACAUUUUAAUGGCAGCUGCAUUAUCUAUUCCAGAAGUCUCCAAAAGGGAAUUAGUUUUCCUGUAGCUAACAAACUUAACUUUUAAAUGAAAGGCCAAUGCUAAUGUGCCCCCCUCAACCCCGAAGAACAGCAAAAUCUGCCCAUGAUAUUCAUUUCUAUCAUUAAGAACAUAGGACACUAAAGUGUUUGGCUCUUUUAAAAUAUCUUUAAUUAGAUAAAUUAACAAACCAUAAAUUUGCAGUCUACAUACAUAGAAAAGAGCUUUCCUCCUUUCAGCUCAACUGGAAGACCUUAAAACUUGACAACUUGCCUUGAGUUCCCUUUAGUCUACAGUGAAAGGGAUCCCAGUGAGAAGCACUGUACAAUUAGUAAAAUGGACAUGGAUAAAUGCCCAAGAAAAGUAGGUUCUAGGAAAUUUAAUUUAUUCAUCUGCAAAUCACCAAUAAUCCGGUAAAUGGAAUAAAAAAUAUUUGCUACAAGCAGCCCUUUCUCUGACAAUAAUAAAUAAAAUGAGUCUGGGGUACAUUAUUUGUGUGUUUUAACACCCUAUUUUACCCCUUCCUUUUAAAAAUACUUAACUGAAAUUUUUAAAAGAGUCACAUUCUAAUUGAUGAGCGGGUGCUUAGAAGUGAUGGCGCUUAGAUAACAUAACAUAGUUCACAUAUGCUGGGCUGUACCAUCCAGGGCUCCCAGAAUCAGGUGAGAAGCUGGCAGCACCUACAUUGUACUUCCCAGGACUACCAAAUACUGGACUGCUCUUUCCUGGGCUACAGCAUGCCAGACCACUUGAAGGGCUUGAAGCUAUUUGAGACUUGAAUCUUCCUUUUAUUGAUGGAGUUGACCAACUGGAAGAAAAGACAACACUUUUUAUAUAUCAGGAAAAUGUAACAAGGUGGGGAAAUUUAAUUGCUGUGAGAACCUUUGUUCUAGAUAUCAAUAUUAACACCCACAUAUAGUUGAGACAUCAUAUUUAAAUGGGAGCAUUUAUCACAGAGUAUCAUUUGUAAGUAAAUUGGCUGUUGUCUUCUAAGAAAGACCUUGUCCAGGUGGUUAUGCUUUGAGUACACAAAUAAAACAGUUUAGUUGUUCUUAGUAUUAUGCAAGAGUUGACACUUGCUCCUCUAGCCUAGAGGUCAGCCAGGUUCUGGUGGGAAAAGUGGAGGGUUCAUUAGUCUUGGAGCUGUGAACCCUUAAAGUAGCUGCAGAGUUUUGACCUGACCCUGUGUUUUCCUCUGUCCCAUCUCCAAGCUGGAAGUAAACACUUCAGCUUGUACUUGCACACAACAGGAUUGCCAACUGCCUGUCAAGUACAGAAGAAGGCACUAUGCCUCUCCCUCAUGUUUCAAGCUGAGGAGAGAAGGCAGAGGGAAUUUCCUACCCUGCCAGUAAGAACUAGCUACUGGGGAAAGUUGGGAAACAUACUGGCCAAUUAGUUUGUUAGCAAGCAUUAUGCCACGCCACAGUCGCCACAUUGUAAACCUAUAAGCCCUUAUCACACAGACCAGGUAUAGUCCUUAUAGCAAGCCAUACCCAUGGAGCACAUCAGCUAACUUUUAUUGAAACCAAGUAUACCUUUGCCGGUCAGGAGGAGCGUAGGACUGAACGGACACACUCCACUUGUAAACAGCAGGGUAUUUUUGUGGGUCAAUCUCCAACCCAUGUAAUGCUGUUAACACAUCAUUGUCCAGCUUUGUAGGCUGCUCCCUAGAGACAGAAAGGGAACCAGAUUAGGAAAACAGAAUCUGGCAGUGCCACAAUCCCCAAUGAUUAUUGCCCACAAGACAAAAGGUCAGUUUGUUAAGCAACAGUCCAUUUCAUACCCUAAGAGAAACAGCUGCUUGGCUUUUUCAUUUGAGGGUGAGACUUUGAGGAGACACUGCGAGGACAUCUCGAACUGCAAUUCAGAAUUGCAAGACUGUUUUGUCUCCCCUCCCCAGACAUCAGUUUCUGCUGACAGCCUCCCCGCUUCUAGUGGUGUUUUUUCUCCUGUCCUUAUUUUUGUAUCCUCAGCAGCUGCACCUGCCUUGAGAAGCGGUGAAUAAGUCUUAGUGAGAUGGUCCUUAGGUUUUCUAAGCUGCCUUGUACUUUCCAUCUGAGCACUCCCACACCCGCUUUUUGUGGCAGCCUGGCUUGGCUUCUCUGGUGAACAUUCUCCUGCCACCAUCUGAUCCUGACAAGACAGCUUAUCAAAUUCUUCCAUUAAAUUGGAGACCGGAGACUGAAGGCACUCUUCUCCUCGACUUGGGUGCCUCCUAUGAGGAUUUACUGUCCUAUCACUGGUCACAGUGCUACACAAUCCAUUUUUACUGGCAGGAACUCCUUUCUCCAAGUGCCUAUCAGAAGUUUCUGCUGUAGGCAAUAUGCUUUCAGUCCGCUCAAUGGACAGGAUGUCACACUCUGAGCUUCUGAUGUCAGUGAUGGUUGGUUCAUUGGAUGCAACGGUUCGGCUGCAAUUUCUGGCAGCAUUCUGCCUGUUCUUGACUUCUUCCAAACUCAUAUCAUCAUCAUCAAGAAAUGCCCCAACGGAAAUAGAAUUGCAGCUUUUUUUACUUUUGCCUUUAAAACAAAAUAAAAUAAUUUUGGUGUGUGGCAUCUCA